Nomia melanderi (Alkali bee) is the source of this 1013-nucleotide messenger RNA. Its product is annotated as phospholipase A2-like. Gene Ontology annotation, molecular function: A2-type glycerophospholipase activity. NCBI's taxonomy places the organism in Eukaryota, Metazoa, Arthropoda, Insecta, Hymenoptera, Halictidae. The record is from RefSeq and is a predicted model, not a curated record. Gene Ontology annotation, biological process: arachidonate secretion; phospholipid metabolic process.
AUAAAAGUUCGCGGAGCGGUACGAGGAUAUGCAGUCGCUGCUAACUCGUUUAAGGGAACGUGCUACCGAAAUCGUUCAAACGGAUACAGGUCCGCGAACUGGAGUUACACUGCAAUAUCCUUUUGUGUACAAAUUAUUAAAGAAAUUAUAUAUCGUGUACAUAGCGCGCAAUGAUGUCUUGGGUCCGCGUGUAUGUUGCGCUACUUUCGCUCCUCGUUUUCCUCGAUUUCGGAGGAUGCGACGACUCGCAACAGCCGAAGACAACUUACGUGAGUCCUCUCGAGAGAUUUGUUCUCGGGAUCAAAAACAAGCUCGGCCCAGAAUCGAUCUCUAAUAUUCCAAUUUUGGGGAAUAUAUACAAAAAUCAAAACGGCAGGAGCAACAGUAGCAUCGCCAGUGUCUUUAAUCCGUACAAAGUCCAGAUUAAAGCAAUAUUUCCAGGAACGUAUUGGUGCGGCGACGGCGAUAUAUCUCCGAAUGGCAAAGAUGUUGGUUUCUUUGAGGGCACGGACACCUGUUGCAAGAAUCAUGACGGCUGUCGGGACUCCAUUGACGCGGGCGACACGAAGUACGGCCUUAAAAAUAAUGGAGCUUUCACGAGAUCGCACUGCGAUUGCGACCAGCAAUUAUUCGACUGCUUGAAGAACGCGAAAUCGAUCAUAGCUACGGACAUCGGCACCACUUAUUUCAAUGUCUUACGUCCUCAAUGCUUCAAACAGGACUAUCCUACCAUCGGUUGUAAAAAGUAUUCAAGAGGUCAAAUCGUCAGCAAAAAAUGCGUGGAAUAUGAAUUGGACACCGAUAAACCAAAGGAAGUGCAGUGGUUCGAUAAUCCAAACUUUAUCAGUAUUUAACAACUUAAACGGUCGGUUCCGAGCAGUAAUUUAUUGCGAUCGUUACGUUUAUGUAGAUGUAACGUUCGAACGUUAUUCAAAGCAACAGUGUACGCGUGAAAAGGAUUAGCCGAUCCGGGGAAGGUUAUAAAAUAUGUAAAAUAAAAUAUCUAACUACAA